GUGGUGGAAGUAACUAUGAGGUAUUUCGAGGCACUCACACGGAACAGCUCUAUACAUGUAGCCUGGGGUCCUUCAGAGCAACACCCUUCCAAGAUGGCAGCCAACAGUAGCAGCACGGGCAGCAAACCCAGCAACAGCGCCGGUGGAAAACCGUCCGGCCCGUCAGCCGAGCAGGUGGUGGCAACGUUUCAGAGGAUGCGUCAGGAGCAGCGCGGUAUGGCCUCUAAAUCUGCAGAGUUGGAGAUGGAGAUCAACGAGCACAGUUUAGUAAUUGACACCCUGAGGGAAGUGGACCCUACGAGGAAAUGCUUUCGUCUAAUAGGAGGAGUGUUGGUGGAGCGGACGGUAAAAGAAGUUCUACCAGCCCUGGAAACCAACAAAGAACAGAUCUCCAAAAUAAUCGAGACCAUCAACACACAGAUGCAGACGAAAGGCCGCGAGCUGACGGAGUACAGGGAGCGCUACAACAUCCGGCUGAUGGGAGAGGGUGAAGGAGAGGCUCAAGGCCAGUCGGCAGUGUCUUCCAGUAACAGCGAGGGGGGCGGGUCUAAAAGCGGAGCUGGCGUUUUAGUGUCGUAGUUUGUGAUGAAGGGCCUUUAUGAUUUCUGCAGUACUGAAAACAUGUUUGGAACGAUGAAAUCUAGGGUUCAAAAUUGGAACUUUUCACAGGAAAACAUUGGUUUUGAUUAAAUUUCUGCUUAACAUACUUCACUUGGUGUUGAAGUUCUUUGCAACCGACACAAACUCACUAUACAUGGUGUUGUGUGUGUAACAACCGAGGCUGUUUGCCUUUUAGUUUUUAUUUCUGAAAUAUUGUGGCGUAAAUUAAACAAUUACAUUUCAAGUGCUUGUUUUAGUCUCACUCUCAUUUACACCUGAGCAAAUACAUAUUUUACUGUCUCAGAUUACAGAAAAUAAUUUCCCCAUAUUAAGAUAUAAUUCCCAAAGGUGCUAUGUUAAAGAUUAAAGAUUCACAGUAAAAAAUAAAAGUCAAAUGCCUAAAACAUACUGAGUGCACAUGGUUAUUAAAUUAAAAGCUACAUCACAGUGCAUUUUUAAGUCAACACGCAUUAUUUAGACUUACCAUUUUGAACUAACAGCUUCAAAAUUAGAUGGAAAAAAGCUGAUUUCACAGGAUCCUUAAGUAGGUUGAGCUUUUCAAAAACAUCUGUUAUGAGCAUCAACAAGAGAUUAUACCGUUAACAUGUCACUAUACAUCAAAAUGAAUGUGUCACGACACAUCAAAUUGUCUCCACACGUCAGCCGGAUACAGAACAGCUGGUUUGAAUUCGUAAUGUGAGGUCAGUUAGUGAGUGACCAGAAGUCAGAGCUACCACCACAAUAUUUAAUGAAACCACUGAAAACACAAUGGAAGUUGUCCUAUUCUUUCUGAUCUGCAGCACAUGCUUGAGCUCGGUUAAAUUCAUUUGUUGCGGCCAAGGACCUGAUGUGUGCUGUCUGCACGGUUCAAGUCGUAGUUAAGACAAACAUGUUUUUGUUGAUGAUUCAUGAAUAAAAGAAUGUCACAAUUGUG
Molecule: messenger RNA, 1534 nt
Organism: Anarrhichthys ocellatus (wolf-eel)
Lineage: Eukaryota; Metazoa; Chordata; Actinopteri; Perciformes; Anarhichadidae
Gene: pfdn2
Product: prefoldin subunit 2
Exons: 5
Coding region: 16-579 (187 amino acids)
Biological process (GO): protein folding
Cellular component (GO): prefoldin complex
Source: RefSeq, a predicted model, not a curated record